AAGCUAACCCAGUAAGCUACUUAUAUAACAGCUGAAAGCGUAAAUUGUGAGCGUGCAAAAACACACUUCAAACAAAAACACCUAAAAACACGAAAAACUAAGAUAUUCAAGCGGAAUCCCACUCACCAAUAGUUUGAGAUGCCCUCGGCAAAGGAGAAGCGCUUGCGGAAGGAAAGAAUUCUGCAGUUUAUCAGGGAAAACCGAGAACUCAGGCCCGUUAACACUACGUCGGCGCUUCAGUCAGCUUCCCCGAGAAAAGAGGACUCUGGGCGACAGAAAAAACGCGUCUCUUUUACCAGUGGCAAACAGCAGAGAAGCUUUGGAGACUCGCCCGUGGGCAGGGACCACGAGAAUUACGUUGGACAGGGCCUCACGUCAUGCCUAAUCACAAAGCCCUCGCAUACCAGAUUAACGAGCGGUGCCAACGAUCCAGACGAGGGUGUGGUGGAAAAACAGCAUGGAACAGACCACAAAUGCCAUUUCAAGUCGUCAUGCUCCACGAACUCAGAUUCCCGACUAGCGGCCGGCGCCAACAAUCCAGCAGCGCGCAGUGUUGGCCGACUACCUCGAACCGACAGUGAAUGCCAAUUCAAGGAGCCAGGUAUUUUCUUUCUGCAAACAGUGCAUUCAGACUAUGCCACCCAAGAGGUCAAGCUGAACUCGAAGCCCUUGAGAAAGGAGUUGAAGAACAAAUGUGACUUCUUUCCGAGAUAUGUGGACAAUCGACCUUUCAAGGAUGAGGCCACCCAAACCCUUUAUAGGGAGUCCUCGGCGCAGACACUGGCCUUUCUUCCCGAGAUUCUAAAUCAAGAAAAAUCAGAAGCCUAUGAGCUGUUCACUUUGGCCAAGUUGCUGCCGGGCGACAAGCCACCAGGACUGCAUGAAGUCGAGCUCCUAGAGCGGGCUCGCAAGCGAUGGGAUUUUGGUAAAGCUCUGAAGGAUAACUUUAAGAGACUUCUGCGCGAGGCCAGAAAAGUUGCUAUAAAAACCCAGUACAAGGAGGUCUUGGAAGCCUUCGAGUGGGAGCAGUGGGUGCAGCGGGAGGAGGACAUACAGGAGUGUCAGAUGAUGCGUCUCCAGAUCGUGAUCCAGAUGUUUGACAAGAGGGAGAAGGAAAUGCACGCCGCAUCUAAGGCCCGAAUCGAGCAAUCCUUUGAGCGCAUCGAGAAGCGUCGCCAGGCGGGUCUGCGCAAGAAUGAAGUCGAGUACCAGAGGGGAAUGCGCCGCAUCAACAUCCAGUUGGCCAAAACCGCCAGAAAGUGGGAGAAACAGAGUCCCAUGCAAGCCCUGGGAUCGCCGUGCUCCGAGUUCUACGGCCCCCUCAUAAGACAUGGCGUUGAUCCGGCCCGACGAUGCUUUGAGUCCUCCACUGGACGUAAGGCAUUUGACAUGAGGAUCGAUGAUCUGGAGAAGCGGGUCAAUAUGCGUAAUGUCCAGUGUCCCUUCAGCAAGCUCAAGGAAUGGUCCAAGCCCAAGGAGUACGACAGAGAGUACGAGCGAAACUUCUGCAACGAUGGCAAUCUGCAGAGGCUCUACGAGUCCCUGAAGACACUAAGAACUCAGGCGGACACGGCGAAGGAACCGCCUCAUUGUCUGAAAACACGAUUGCAUAUAGAACCUCGAACGCCCAGUACUAGCUCAAGCGACUCCUUCAGACCCUAUUAUCAGGCCAGGAAAUCAAGAUUUGUGGAAUUACCCGAUUCGACCCGGGCAACCGGUAAGACAAGCGCUAAGGUUACCAUUCCAAAGGUCGAGAAGCCACAGAGGGGCUCUGUGACAGGCCGUGACGACUUGGAGAGCCUGAUAUGCUCAUACGAGGGCAGUUACAUUGGAACUAUCAUGCAGUUCCUGGCCGACGAAAUGCAGCGACUGAAGGAGCAGCGCAAGCUGCACUUCUUCUGCAUCUUGGCCCAAAAGGAACGCUGGCGGCGUGAGGCCGCCGAGGCGGGACUGAGGCAGAAGGAGAACACGAUGAGGAUGCUCUACGAGGAGAUGUUCCAACACACCAGUGCGAUUCACAGUGAAAUAGCUAAUAAGUAUGCCGACACCAUAUUGGCGACCGAUGUAGGCCAUAUGACAGAGGACGAGGCCAUCGAGUCUGUUACUGAGUUGGCAAAGCAAAUCGACGUGGACAUAGAGCGAUGGCUGGAGAGCUUCAAGUUGAUCCAGAAUCCGCUCAAUUUCACUCCACUGCGACUGAUGCUGCAGGACAUGGUCUGCCCGGAUAUGGGGGAGGUGCUCCGGCGCUAUGAGACUUCCAUGAUUGCCCAGUACAUAGUGGAGGAUGUGAUCUUCGCCAAGGUGUGGCAUGAGCUGGAGCCAUUCGAUGUGGCCAGCACUUUGACCAGCGAUCUCAUUGACCGCCUGAUUGACAACGAUCUGUUGCUGUUCUCGUCGGACAGCGAAAGCGACAGCCCCCAUAACACAUCCUGGACAGAGUCCCAUGCCAUAAUAAGGAAACUCAUUCGUCAAGCGGUUCCGGGGAGACGCUGGAAGGAGGAGAACGAGAGGAUUGUCACGGAGACGUUUAAUAGCCUGUUUGACGAUGUGUUUUCCGAAAUUCUAUUUGGCAUAGAAAAUCCACCUGGCGUUUUGCCAGCCGAUCUUCUCCAGCUUUGUGCAAGCAAAUCAUAUGCCUUCUUUGCCCACGACAUUCCAACGAGAUUGCCCUCAGCGGAUGACUCCUCUCGUUCGGAUUCGAUGCAAAAUACGAAUCUUUUACGGAUGCAAUUUCUAUCUCUCAUUAAAAAAAUUAAGGAAGACAAGAUCACCAAAGAACUAGUGGGCGAUGAGAAAAUUUCGUCCAGUGUAAAUGAUGCUGAGUUAUUUGACAACUAUAUACAAAGCGAAGUACUUCAAAAAUCAGAAAUCUUAGGAGCUGAGACUCCAAUCAUACAACAUGAACUGGUAAGCAUCCAGAGUACCGUCGAUCUAGCCGAACACGAGGAUCAUCUAAAUGAGCUGCGGAGUCCUUCGUUGGUGCAUGAUAUUUUAGUGGAAGAAAAAGAUUCAUCUAAAAGUAGCGACGAACCAGAACUAGACCAUCAUGAGAUACACCAUGAAGAAUUGGAACCUGAAGAUGUCGAAGAAGAAUAUUCAUCAGAUAGGUCUUUGAAAGAAACCGAUGACUCAGCAGCCACCUAUGAUGAUGAAUUCGAGGAUGAGCACACCGAUAUGGGUGAAGAGAUCGUUGUUUAUAUCCCCAAAGAUUCACAAGUCUUCAAAUUUAGAUAAUUUCUGAAAUUCCGGAUUUUCAAUUCUUGGGUAACGGUACCUUUCGUUACUUUCAUACGCAAGCAUUUAUGAAAUUUAUAUUUGAAAAUCAGUACGAAUAAAUAGUGUAACAAUCUAGAAAACGA
Drosophila biarmipes is the source of this 3359-nucleotide messenger RNA. RefSeq lists its product as uncharacterized. The transcript has 4 exons. Bases 139 to 3234 code for a protein of 1031 amino acids. The record is from RefSeq and is a predicted model, not a curated record. NCBI's taxonomy places the organism in Eukaryota, Metazoa, Arthropoda, Insecta, Diptera, Drosophilidae.